Molecule: messenger RNA, 1002 nt
Organism: Knipowitschia caucasica
Lineage: Eukaryota; Metazoa; Chordata; Actinopteri; Gobiiformes; Gobiidae
Source: the annotation of a GenBank genome assembly
AUGCCGGCCACAGGCACCCAGAGCAGCGCGCAGCCUUCCGGGACGCUCAAGUUUCUCUCCGCACUGUUUUACGCACUCUGCUCGUUCUGUAUCACGAUGGUGAACAAGACGGUGCUGACCACUUACAGGUUCCCCUCAUACGCCUUUCUCGGAAUAGGACAGAUGAUCACCACUAUUGUUGUCCUGUAUGUUGCCAAAAAGAGAAACGCUGUCGAGUUUCAAGACUUUGACAGAAGCAUUUUCCUAAAGAUGUUCCCUCUCCCUUUGUUGUAUACAGGGAACCACAUCACAGGCUUGGGGAGUACACAAAAACUCAGUCUGCCCAUGUUUACGGUGCUGAGGAAGUUCACUAUACUGAUGACUAUGGUUCUGGAAGUGUACUUAUUGAGGAAAUCCUUCUCCAAGCGGCUGGUGUACAGUGUGCUGACCAUCGUCUUUGGAGCUUUGGUGGCUGCGAGUUCGGACCUGGCCUUCGAGGUGGAGGGAUAUGUCUUCAUCUUGCUCAACGAUGCUUUCACUGCUGCCUACGGAGUCUACACCAAGAAGAAGCUGAGCGUGGAGGGACUUGGAAAAUACGGUGUCCUGUUUUAUAAUGCCCUCAUCAUUGUCAUCCCCACCAUCAUCAUUUGUGCAUACACAGGAGACUUGGAUAGGGCACUGACGUUCCAAGACUGGACACAAGCAAAGUUUUUCUUCUGUUUCAUCAUGUCGUGCAUGAUGGGGUUUGUACUGAUGUAUUCCAUAGUCCUCUGCAGCCAUUACAACUCCGCACUAACGACGACAGUAGUUGGAGCAAUAAAGAAUGUAGCUGUGGCCUACAUCGGUAUCUUUGUGGGAGGAGACUACGUGUUUUCUUGGACAAACUUUUUUGGACUUUCCAUUUGCAUGUCAGGUGGACUACUGUACUCGUAUCUCAGCUUCAACACCACAUCAGAGAGGACAGUAGAAGAGGUGAAGAUCGAUGCGCUGGAACAACCUCCAGUUAAUUCUGCUAAAGAUUAG